This is a messenger RNA of Colletotrichum orchidophilum, 123 nucleotides long. RefSeq lists its product as uncharacterized. The transcript has 2 exons. The coding region runs from base 1 to 123 and encodes 40 amino acids. The record is from RefSeq and is a predicted model, not a curated record. Lineage: Eukaryota; Fungi; Ascomycota; Sordariomycetes; Glomerellales; Glomerellaceae.
AUGGCGCCUUUUACGCGGAUACACGGGUGGUCGAGAGAGGCGGUCCUGGUCUUCCUCAUCGACGUACGGAAGAAUAUCAAUCACCAGAAUAAUCACGCGCACUUUGCGGUAUAUUCUGUCUGA